AUGGGGCCCGGCCAGGGUACUUCUACCCUUCACCAGGCUACGACCACGUUGCUCGCCGCUACGAUGACCUCGAUCUCAGGUACAAGCACGGGGAAACCGACAACAUCGCCAUCGGGGUCACCGCAGGCACCAGGUGACGGGGGAAACGGGAAAUGUGAACUGCUCGGCCCCUUUGCACUGGUGAUCCAGUUAGCCCUGGGCGCCCUGGCGCUUCUGGUGCUGGUGUACAAACGGUGGAAAGAGAGGCCUCAACGACCGGUCAAAGUAUGGGCCUUUGACGUCUCCAAGCAGGUCUUUGGCUCUUCGAUGCUUCAUCUGGUCAACCUGCUCGCAUCGAUGCUCUCGGCAGGUCAGAUAUCACCAGACGCAGCCCAGACAAACCCUUGCAGCUACUAUCUACUCAACCUCGGAAUCGAUACAACUCUCGGAAUCCCCAUUCUAAUACUCAUACUUCGCGUCUUGAACCAUGCCGCAUUAUAUACCCCCCUCGCCAACCCGCCUGAAUCAAUCGAGUCUGGCCACUACGGCCGUCCGCCAAAGGUAUUAUGGUGGUUCAAGCAGUCUAUGAUCUACUUCUUUGGCCUCGUUCUUAUGAAGGCUUGCGUCCUAUGCAUUAUCUACUGGCUCCCAUUCAUCGUCCUGGUCGGUGACUGGGCCUUGCGUUGGACGGAAGGCAACACAGCCGUACAGAUCUUCUUCGUCAUGCUGCUCUUCCCCGUUAUCAUGAAUGCAAUACAGUAUUACAUCAUCGACAUAUUUAUCAAAAAGCGUGCCUUUGAGCACGAACCCAUUCGGGAAGAGAGUGAGCACGACUUCGACUCCGCUUCUAUAAACAGUGAUAGGCAUCGGCGCAGUGCUCUGCUCGCCGGGCUAGAUGACGAUGACUCUGCUUCCAGUGACGACGAUGUCGCUAAUACCGCGCAUGUCAUCUUUUCAGACAACGAGGAUGACACUAAGCCGGCUAACAGCCGAGCCGCUUCUCGUAGGCCACAUCCUUAA
Molecule: messenger RNA, 999 nt
Organism: Microsporum canis CBS 113480
Lineage: Eukaryota; Fungi; Ascomycota; Eurotiomycetes; Onygenales; Arthrodermataceae
Product: vacuolar membrane protein
Exons: 2
Coding region: 1-999 (332 amino acids)
Cellular component (GO): membrane
Source: RefSeq, a predicted model, not a curated record